This is a messenger RNA of Tauraco erythrolophus (red-crested turaco), 1053 nucleotides long. RefSeq names its product inositol 1,4,5-trisphosphate receptor-interacting protein-like 1. The record is from RefSeq and is a predicted model, not a curated record. Lineage: Eukaryota; Metazoa; Chordata; Aves; Musophagiformes; Musophagidae. Gene Ontology annotation, cellular component: membrane.
AUGGCUGUCUUGCUUUCGCGGUUCCUCAUUUGGCACCCGUGGAUGGCUGGCGAUGGGCUGGAUAAGGCCAUGCAGGAGCACAUGCAGCAGCAUGAAGAGUAUCUGAAUCAACAGAUGACUUGGCUGCUUGAAGAGAUGGUGCAGAGCGCCCAGGAGCCGAGCGGGGCGGCCAGGGGAGCCCUGCUCUUCACUGUGGCUCAGCAGUGGCAGUUCUGGGCCUUGGUUGGAGGCCUGGUCCUGCUCCUUAGGUUCUGCUGGUGGUUCUGGAAGAUGACAUAUCAGAAGCUAGGGGAGUUUCUUCUAGGCCAUUUUAUGCUCUGUUGGCUCUACUGGUCACUCUUGAAGAGAAACCAUAAUCCAGGAGGCAGCAGUAAGCACGGCAGAAGGCUCGAGGAGGAGGAGGCGGAAGACUCAUUACCAAUGGACGGGUUUUGGGAGGAGCAGCUGUGGCCGCUGCCAAGCAGGGAAAGCACAUGCAUGAUGGUGGAAGAGCUGGUGAACGACCUCCUCUCUGAGUGCCAAAUACGGUCCGGCAAUGCCUUCGUGCCGCAGCUGCAGCCAGCUGUCGGGGUGGGCGGCUUCCAGAGUGCCCAUGGAAAAGACUUUGUCUAUAUCCUGCUUGUGCCCAUGAAGCCACCCCCCGGGCACUCCUUCCACCUCGAGCUGGGCACUGGAGGGGAGAUGCUGGUGAGGAACUCCCGCCUGCGAGUGGAACUGGAGUGCGUGUGCACAAGGGAACGGCAGCUGGGGGACAUGCUCUGCUUCCUCCACAGCCCUAGGGAGAAGCUAAUGAGCAGCCAGGGAGCCAGCCUCCUACAAAACUUCUGCACCGGCUCGUACCUUGACGUGCAGAAAACUGCCCUCUGGCUCCAGUACCUGAUGACAGCAGCCUCCAUUGCUGUGUGUGAGGAAAACGCAUACAAGCUGACGGUGCUGCCCUCCCCACGCUUCUGCAGGCUCAGGCUGAGCAGCUCCAACAUGACAUCCCUCACCAUUGAGCUGAUCUUGGUGGUGCCGGAAGGCAACUUGCACACAUUCGUGACCAUGGAGUAG